Aegilops tauschii subsp. strangulata is the source of this 459-nucleotide messenger RNA. The record is from RefSeq and is a predicted model, not a curated record. NCBI's taxonomy places the organism in Eukaryota, Viridiplantae, Streptophyta, Magnoliopsida, Poales, Poaceae.
AUGGCUGAGGAGCAUCACCGGAAACAAGGACAACCCAGGGGCGCCAGGAGAGUCGACCCUUUCAGCGACAGCAACCAGCCAGACAAGAUUUACACAGAGAUGUACUCAACGCCCAAUGGUGAACAAGCUCUGGAGCAGGACCAUGAGGACGAGGACAGCGCGGAGGAGAGUGGUGAAUGGGAGUCACCAGACGACGAUGAUGAAGAUGAGAGCGACAAGUCAGACGACGAGGAGGUAGUUGACUCACCGCCUCGUUCAGAUCGUCGAUCCAAGAAGCACCAUGAUCCCGCGGGCAGGCGCGGUAAGGCUGUGGCCUCGAGUGCUCCAUCCCAAAAGCGCGCCCGGUCUUCGACCCCAGAGCUGGCUGAGAAAGUCACCAAGCAGCCCAAGAUCAAUCCCUCGAAGGCCGGGAAGACCUUGCCUAAGAUCAAGAUGGAUGUUCCUGUUGCUUCUGGGUAA